Messenger RNA from Larimichthys crocea (large yellow croaker), 1550 nucleotides. RefSeq names its product zinc finger protein 3 homolog. The record is from RefSeq and is a predicted model, not a curated record. Gene Ontology annotation, biological process: regulation of transcription by RNA polymerase II. Gene Ontology annotation, molecular function: DNA-binding transcription factor activity, RNA polymerase II-specific; RNA polymerase II cis-regulatory region sequence-specific DNA binding. The coding region runs from base 141 to 1532 and encodes 463 amino acids. Lineage: Eukaryota; Metazoa; Chordata; Actinopteri; Sciaenidae. Gene Ontology annotation, cellular component: nucleus. The transcript is spliced from 2 exons.
CAGUGUGACAUCCAGAGGAAGUAAACAAACACUACAGCUGUUAGCAGUGUUAGCUCUGUGCACGCCACGUGAAUGAAUAAAGUGGAAGACGGCAUUGUAGCGGUGACACAGUCAAUUAUUUCAUUCGUAAUUAAGCAACAAUGUCUUCAGUUGAGUGUUUGAGAGAGUUUGUCAACGAGCGACUAACUGCUGCUGCUGAAGAAAUAUUUGGAGUUUUUAUAAAAACUAUCGUCGAGUACGAAGAAGAGAUCUAUCGUCAGCGCAAACUGCUGGAUAUCGUUUGGAAACCUGAAAUAAAGUUACACAGGAUAGAUCUCCAACAGCAACAUGUCUGUGAGGAGGAAGAGGAGGAGGUUCUCACUGACCAGCAGCUCUGUAACCAGGAGAGGAGCUCCAGUCUGGACCAAGAGGACCCAGAGCCUGUACAGAUUAAAGAGGAACAGGAGGAACUCUGCACCAGUCAGGAGGGAGAGGAGCUUGUGAUGAAGGUGGAGGCUGAUACCUUUGUGGUGACUCCUACUGAUGAGGAAAGGGACCACAGUGAAGCAGAACCUGAAAGUGACCACCAGCUGCUGUUGAACAACUUUAAUGCAGCUGAGAGCCAAGAUCAGAAAGGACACAAGAAUGAAGACUCUACUAGAGAUGCAGCGUCAGAACAAAACAAUCAACAGUAUGAAAACAGAAGUCACAGUGACCUCGUCAACAACCCUAACUCGUCAGGGGCUGACAGUAAUAUUCACAAACACUCUUUUAAAUGUGACACUUGUGGAAAGGAUUGUAAAUAUAAGUCAGUACUUGUGAACCACAUGAGAAUACACACAGGUGAGAAGCCGUAUAUUUGCAAAACCUGCGGGAAAAGAUUUCGUAGAAUUUAUUCAUUGAAAAUACAUCAAAGCGUUCACACAGGUGAGAAGCCAUAUAUUUGCACAACAUGUGGGAAAAGAUUUCGUAGAAUUGAUUCAUUGACAAUGCAUCAAAGAGUUCACACAGGUGAGAAACCGUGUAUUUGUACAACAUGUGGGAGAGCUUUCAGACACAGUCGUACCUUGAGUGUACACAUUAGAUGCGUCCACAAUAAUGAGAAGCCAUGUCUUUGCAAGAUCUGUGGGAAAAGAUUCAGUGUAGUAACAACAUUGAAAAAGCAUCAGAGAAUCCACACAGCUGAGAAGCCAUAUAUUUGUACAACAUGUGGGAAAGCUUUCGCACAGGGAUCUUAUUUGAACAAACAUAUUAGAUGCGUCCACAAUAAUGAGAAGCCAUGCCUUUGCAAGAUCUGUGGGAAAAGAUUCAGUGUAGUAACAACAUUGAAAAAGCAUCAGAGAAUCCACACAGGUGAGAAGCCGUAUAUUUGUACAACAUGUGGGAAAGCUUUCACACAGAGAUCUGAUUUGAACAAACACAUUAGAUUCGUCCACAAUAAAGAGAAGCCAUGUCUUUGCAACGUCUGUGGGAAAAGAUUCAGUAGAGCGUCAGCCUUGAAAAUGCAUCAGAGAAUCCACAAUGGUGAGAAGUCAUACGCCUGCAACGUGUGAGAAAAGGUUCGCUGUUCU